This is a messenger RNA of Trichobilharzia szidati, 1772 nucleotides long. NCBI's taxonomy places the organism in Eukaryota, Metazoa, Platyhelminthes, Trematoda, Strigeidida, Schistosomatidae. The record is from the annotation of a GenBank genome assembly.
UUUCCCCGCGCUGCUAGACUAUUGCGCUACGAAUAAGCACGGUGGGACUUACCAACAUAUUCCCCUUUAUACUAUCGAAAUACAAAAUACAUUCCAUUCAGCGUUUGAUAUUCAAAAUAAGUACACUCAGUCGUCUGAAUAUGAAAAUGAAAAAAUAUGUUUUCUCAUUUGCUGCUUCUGAAUUUGUCAAUUUUCGUCUAAUCGAGUUUAAGUCGUUAGCUCAAAUUGGUCAGCAUAAUUAUUCUAUGAGUGAAUCUAAGCAAGAUUGGAUAAAACCAUAUGUGAUAAUAGAAAUGGAAAAUGAUGAAGCUGUCCAGUCAAUAAUUGAACGUAGUGUUUUAAUCAAAGCUGCUUUCCACUUGUGGUGUGAAGCAACAUCUCUGCCAGAGUUAAUUAAACAGGUUGGUGAUCUUCCUGAUGAAUUGGUCGACCCUUAUCUAAACAGUUCUAGUUCAUUUAAAAUUGUCUUAAGUACCGCGCAUAAAAAGUUGAAACAAGAAGAAAAGGUACCUAUUAUUGAAGCUGUUAUUAAUGCACAUAAAAGUAUCACUUCACCAGUAUCUUUAUCUUCACCAGAUCAUCAAAUCAAUAUUCUUUUGGAGUAUACACCUAAAAAUCUUGGAAAGAAUACAAUCACCUCUGGGGGUCGCUUAUGUCGACUUUUGUAUGGUCGAUUAAUUGGCAGUAGUAUACGAAAGAAUAUGAUGAAUAAUUUUCGUCUGUCAGAAAGAGCUCACCUGGGGAAUACAACUAUGGAUGUCCGAUUAGCUGCAAUAAUGGCUAAUGUUGGUCUGUGUCAAAAAUCUUCACUAGUAUGGGAUCCAUUUAUUGGUACUGGAAGUACUGUACUAGCUGCAUCUGUAUGGGGUGCUUUAGGCGCUGGUUCGGAUAUAUGUUAUGCCCUGCUUCAUGGAAUGGGUGCGUCGCCGAAAGCUGGUCAAGAAAGACGUUGUGGUGAAACUUUACGAUCAAAUUAUGCACAAUAUCAGUUAGAAUCACGUUAUCUUGAUGUUAUGGUAGCUGAUGCUGUCACUCUGCAUCGGCUGUUACGUAUCCCUGACAAUGCUGGUCUAUUCGAUGCUGUAAUCACUGAUCCACCGUAUGGAUUUCGUGAACGUAGUUGUCGUGUUGCUGAUCAACCACUGGAGCGUAAACCUACUCUAGUGACUAAAGAUCGUCUAGCAGAGAUUAUGGGAUUAACGCAUAUCAGUAAUAAUGAUUGUAAUGCAAAGAAGGAAGAAGAAAGUGACAAUGAAGCUUUGGUGUUAGUUCCACAUGACUUACCACAUUUUCCACAUAAAGAAGUAUAUCCAUUGAAUAAAAUUUAUCAAGAUUUAUUAGACUUGUCAGCGUAUCUAUUACGUCCUGGAGGACGUUUAGUCUUUUGGUUACCAGUUGAACGAUCCACAUUUAUGGGUGUACAGUCAAUUCCAAAACAUCCGAAUUUUCGUUUACUUGCAGCUUGUGAACAGACUUUGAACUCUCGUAAUUCAAGAUAUCUUGUAGUUAUGAUGAAAUGUGAAACGAGUACACAGUUGGAUACUGUUUCCUGCAAUAAUAGUGAUAAUAAUAAUAAUAAAUAAUAAUAGCAAUCCUGAUGAAUUAAUCUUUCCAGCUGUUUAUGCCAAAUAAUUGAGAUAAAAUCAAUAUUAUUGAUUGAUUGAUCGAUUGAUCGAUCGGUACUUUUAUCGAUCGUGUUUGUAUAUUUUCUUAUUUUCUUGGGCGUAUCGUUGCUUUUAUCUCUCAUGAUUACAUGCGUUUUGUAUAUUUUG